Messenger RNA from Penicillium odoratum, 1008 nucleotides. Its product is annotated as inositol monophosphatase family protein. The record is from RefSeq and is a predicted model, not a curated record. Gene Ontology annotation, molecular function: inositol monophosphate 1-phosphatase activity. The transcript is spliced from 6 exons. Lineage: Eukaryota; Fungi; Ascomycota; Eurotiomycetes; Eurotiales; Aspergillaceae. Bases 1 to 1008 code for a protein of 335 amino acids. Gene Ontology annotation, biological process: phosphatidylinositol phosphate biosynthetic process; inositol metabolic process; signal transduction.
AUGCCCGUCCCCAACCUCACCCAGGAUGAGCUCGACGAGAUAUAUGCCUUUGCCGUGGACCUUGGCCGUAAGGCAGGUGACAUGUUGAUGGAGCGUGUGGAGCUUCGUAUCUCCGGUGGUGAGGGACAUACGCAGAAGUUCGAGGAGAAAGAUAGUUCAGUCGAUAUCGUGACGCAGACAGAUGAGGAUGUGGAGGUACUUAUCCGCAAUGCAAUCCACGCCAAAUACCCCGAUCACAAAUUCCUGGGUGAAGAAUCCUAUGCCAAAGGCCAAUCUCGCGACUACCUUAUCGACGAGCACCCAACAUGGUGCAUCGAUCCUCUAGAUGGUACCGUCAACUACACACACAUCUUCCCCAUGUUUUGCGUCUCCAUCGGAUUCAUCGUAAACCACAAACCCCUCAUCGGUGUCAUCUACGCACCAUUCCAAAACCAUUUCUUCUCGUCCUGCACCGGCCGAGGCGCUUGGCUGAACGAGAAACACCAGCUGCCACUUAUCCGCAAGCCUUCCAUCCCGCCCAUGCCCGCGAACGCGCCUUCGCAAUGUAUCUUCUCCUGCGAAUGGGGUAAGGAUCGACGCGAUAUUCCGGAUGGAAAUAUGCACCGGAAGAUUGAGAGCUUUGUCAAUAUGGCUGCGGAGCUGGGUUCGCGCGAUGGUAAGGGUGGUAUGGUGCAUGGAAUGCGGAGUCUGGGGAGUGCGACCCUUGAUUUGGCGUAUACAGCUAUGGGAUCCUUUGAUAUCUGGUGGGAAGGUGGAUGCUGGGAAUGGGAUGUUGCUGCUGGAAUUGCUAUUCUUCUUGAGGCUGGUGGACUCGUUACUACAGCCAAUCCGCCCGAGGAUCCGGAUACGGCGCCCAUUGAAGAUAUGCGGCUUGGUAGCCGGCUAUAUCUGGCUAUUAGACCUGCUGGACCCUCGGAGACCGAGACAGGUCGGGAAUCACAGGAGCGCACUGUGCGUGAAGUCUGGCGGCGGGUCCGUCACUUGUCAUACACUCGACCUGGAGCGUAA